Molecule: messenger RNA, 3150 nt
Organism: Schistocerca cancellata (South American locust)
Lineage: Eukaryota; Metazoa; Arthropoda; Insecta; Orthoptera; Acrididae
Product: protein fem-1 homolog CG6966
Exons: 8
Coding region: 160-2094 (644 amino acids)
Molecular function (GO): protein binding
Source: RefSeq, a predicted model, not a curated record
CAGCCUGGCAGUAUGGUGGAGACCUCUGGUGAGGGACGUCCGAACCAGGUGCAGACCAUAUUGUGUUUUUAUUCCAGUUUAUCCGUUACAGCUGCUGAGGAGAGCUGCAGCGGAUAAAAUUAGGGAAUUAUUAAGAUUUGUGAACCUGGGCUGUGGAGUAUGUCGGAAAAUCAAGAAAUGGACAUCAAAAAUUUUGUAUUCAAUGCAGCUAGGGAUGGCAGAUUACGGCGACUGAAGGUUUUCCUUGAACAACGUACCAAGGAAGAAGUCCAAAUGCUUGUUGGUGCAAGGACUGGUGGAGCUACACCAUUGGUAAUGGCAUGCCGUAAUGGCCAUUAUGAUGUUGCAGAAUAUCUUGUGGAACGUUGUGGUGCUGAUAUAGAGCAGCCAGGUUCAGUUAUGUUUGAUGGCGAGACCAUAGAGGGGGCUCCCCCUUUGUGGUGUGCUGCUGCAGCUGGGCAUCUCUCUGUCGUCAGACUUCUGGUUAGGCAUGGUGCAUGUGUCAAUAAUACUACAAGGACCAACUCCACACCACUCCGAGCAGCCUGUUUUGAUGGCCACUUCGAAAUUGUUAAAUUCCUUGUUGACAACGGAGCAGAUAUUGAAGUGGCAAAUAGGCAUGGCCACACCUGCCUGAUGAUUGCUUGUUACAAGGGUCACUUCCGGAUAGCCAAGUUUCUCCUCAGUCUGAACGCCAGUGUGAACAGGAAGAGUGUUAAAGGCAACACUGCCCUUCAUGACUGUGCUGAGUCAGGCAGCUUGGAAAUCCUCAAGUUACUUAUUGCACAUGGUGCUCAGAUGGAUGUAGACUCAUAUGGCAUGACGCCUCUUUUGGCUGCAAGCGUUACUGGGCAUACACAUAUUGUAGAAUAUCUAAUUAAAUUACCAAAUCUUGUAUCCAGACAUGAGCGUGUUGAUGCUUUGGAACUACUCGGAGCAACAUAUGUUGACAAAAAGCGAGAUAUGAUUGGUGCUCUGGGUCUUUGGAAAAGAGCAAUGGAUGACAGGUUUCCUCAGGGAGAACCACCUCUUCCUAAACCUGUGCAAGUAGUGACAGUUGCUGCAUAUGAUCAUGCUCGAGAGGUGACAGAUCAUGAGACUUUAGAGGAACUCCUUGCAGACCCAGAUGAAAUGAGAAUGCAGGCACUGGUGAUUCGUGAGCGCAUACUUGGCCCUGCACAUCCAGACACAAGUUACUAUGUGCGCUACAGAGGAGCUGUCUAUGCUGAUGCAGGAAAAUUUUCACGCUGCAUUGCCCUUUGGAACUAUGCCUUAGACAUGCAGCAGAGAAUGCUGGAUCCCCUGAAUCAGAUGACCCAGAGCUCACUGUCGUCAUUCGCUGAGCUGUUUGCUUUCAUGGCUGGAGAGCAGGGCCGACCAGCAGCACGUGGUAGGAGAGUUCCUGAAGCAUCAUUUGAAGAAGUGCUAGAUGUACUUCGGAAGGCAGUGAGAGAGGUAGAGGCUGGCUCAACUCAACUGGAUCGCAUGCCAGCAGCAGCUGUUGGUGAACGAGAAACUCUUCAGUUACGUCGAGCUGUUGUUGUUGCCCUGCAGCUUGCAUGUUUGCUGGCACGUCUUUUGCCAGGACUUGAUGAGGCUCGUACAUUUGAACUUCACUGCACUGUUUACAGAUUGGCAAAGGCACCUGUAACACACAGACUUGGAGGAGCCACACCCUUGCAUGUGGCAUGUGCUCAGAGAGGUGGAGGUGGAACUGAAGGAGGAAGAUAUCCAGCCUGCCGUCUCCCUUCAGCAGCUGUUGUAUCUUUGCUCCUUGCAUCUGGAGCCAAUGCAGAUGCAAAGGAUGAUGAUGGCUGCACACCACUUCAUUUUGCAGCUGGCGCUACAACAGAGUUAGGUGCACCGUCUCUCAUUAGGACUCUGCUUGAAGGAGGUGCACAUUUAGAUGCUAGGAAUGGUCAGGGCCGUACAUUUGAACAGCUGCUGCCUGCAGGUGUUGCACUACAUGAAUUAAUAAAUCCAGUACGCUACACAACACUCACUUGUUUAGCUGCAGCCACAAUUCGUAAAUACAAUGUGCCUUAUCGUGGACAGAUUCCUGUCUCAUUGGAAGAAUUUGUUGCACGUCAUUAAGAUAGAGAAAAAUGGCUGAAUGCCAUUGGGUGACACAGAUCUUCCAGAGAAGUGGAAUUAUAUCAGCAUUAAUUAGCACUGUAUUGUUACUAUGCAAGCAAUUUCUUGUAAAGUAAUAGGAAUUACGGUAUGAUAAUAGCCGUACAGUACUAAGCCUUUAUAAUAUCAUUAGCUGAUUCUAACUGGGUUUUCACAAAAUCACAUGAAAUGAUGGUUUUGUUUGUUCCUGAGAGUGAGAGGAUAAUUGUUGGAAAUGAUAUCCACUUGGUUGAUCACAUCUUGAGCUACCAUCUUAGUACCGUUGUGUACAUUAUGGCAGUGGAACAGUUGUGAUAGAGUAUUGUUUUGUGAUGACUAACAACUGUGUGGAUGAAAAUGAUCAUCACAAUAUUCAUAUAGAGUACCAUUUGCUUUUUUCCUGAGCUCUGAUCUAUGAUUGAAGUGUGUUAGCAUCGUGCUGCGUGAAGUUGAAUUUUGGAAUAAUCAUAUUUUUGUUCUGUAGAAGAUAGGAGAAGUGUUUACUUUGUAUCUUCAGUAACUGGGUUAAUAUUAUACUCGAUAAAUUAAAAAGUUAUUUGCUUGAAUUCUUAAAAUGACAACCUUAUCAAAGCUGCUCGAUAAACAUAUAUACUGAAGUGUAAUUGUCCCUUCUUUUUUUAACCCAUAAUCUCAUUUUUAAUAAAAUACCCCCACUUUUUGCUGCUCAAGUGAAAACAACUGUUUAACUACAGGUUAAUCAUAUUGAUUGCUUCCUCAGUCUUUAUGAUUAGACAUUAGGGAUUGAACAAGAUUGUCAUUUAUGUUGUAUCAAGGUAUUCUGAUCAUGGUACACGAGAUGCUGAAGUCAUAUUGUUUCCGCUGCAGAGAUAAUAUCUGCUCCAGCAUUCAUCUCUGCUGAAUCGUUGACAGUAAUUGUAAAUUAGGAAUUUCUGACUGACAGCAUAGUAAUCACUAUUUGGAGUGUAGUUGUGAUAAUCUUUAUGCCCACAAAAUCAUUCAGCUAUAGAUCUAAAUGUCAUUUUUCAGCAGGUCAUAUCCUUUAGUUACUUAAGUGUA